UUGGAACUAAAAUGGUGUCAUCUUUCACCCAAACAACUUCCUGCUGCGCAUGAGCAAGAUCAGCUGACUAUUUUGCUCUAGGAUUGCAGUCUCUGCGUUAGCUUGCUGAGGAAGUUGAAGGAAUUCUCCGUCAUUCAUUGAAAAGACAUACAUGAUGGAUCCAUCUAAGCUACCACUAAUUCGUGAUGAGGAACGGGAGAGCCUGUUUGGAUAUGUGCACGGCGUUUCCGGACCUGUGGUGACAGCGUCCAGCAUGGCAGGGUCUGCUAUGUAUGAACUGGUUCGUGUGGGGCACAGUGAGCUGGUAGGAGAAAUCAUCCGUCUGGAGGGGGACAUGGCCACCAUCCAAGUAUACGAGGAGACCUCGGGGGUGUCAGUGGGGGACCCUGUCCUGCGUACAGGAAAGCCCCUCUCUGUAGAGCUCGGACCUGGGAUCAUGGGAUCCAUCUUUGACGGUAUUCAGCGCCCGCUGAAGGACAUCAACGACCUCACAAAUAGCAUCUACAUCCCCCGAGGUGUCAACAUUGGGGCCCUCAACCGGGACCUUAAGUGGGAUUUUGCCCCCUGCAAGAACCUGCGGGUGGGCAGUCACAUUACUGGGGGAGAUAUCUAUGGUAUGGUUAAUGAGAAUUCUCUCAUUAAACACAAGCUCAUGCUGCCGCCACGAAACAGGGGAACCGUGACCUAUGUGGCUCCACCGGGGAACUAUGACAUUUCGGACGUGGUGCUGGAGCUGGAAUUUGAGGGUGUGAAGGAGAAAUUCACCAUGGUCCAAGUGUGGCCUGUACGACAAGUGAGGCCAGUCACUGAGAAGCUGCCAGCCAAUCACCCCCUGUUGACUGGUCAGAGAGUGCUGGAUGCACUCUUUCCGUGUGUCCAGGGUGGGACCACCGCCAUCCCGGGGGCCUUCGGAUGUGGUAAGACUGUGAUCUCGCAGUCCCUCUCCAAAUACUCCAACAGUGAUGUCAUCAUCUAUGUUGGCUGUGGAGAGCGUGGAAACGAGAUGUCUGAAGUCCUGCGAGAUUUCCCUGAGCUGACAAUGGAGGUGGACGGCAAGGUUGAGAGCAUCAUGAAGAGAACAGCCCUGGUAGCCAACACCUCAAACAUGCCUGUGGCUGCCCGAGAGGCCUCCAUCUACACAGGGAUCACCCUGUCCGAGUACUUCAGGGACAUGGGCUACAAUGUUAGCAUGAUGGCGGACUCGACCUCGCGAUGGGCGGAGGCGCUCAGGGAGAUUUCCGGAAGAUUAGCGGAGAUGCCAGCUGAUAGCGGGUAUCCUGCUUACCUGGGCGCCCGCCUGGCCUCUUUCUACGAGCGUGCUGGGCGAGUCAAGUGCCUGGGCAACCCAGAGAGAGAGGGCAGCGUCAGCAUUGUGGGGGCUGUAUCGCCCCCUGGUGGUGACUUCUCAGACCCUGUGACAUCAGCCACUCUUGGAAUUGUGCAGGUAUUUUGGGGUUUAGAUAAGAAGCUGGCUCAGCGUAAGCACUUUCCCUCGGUGAACUGGCUGAUCAGCUACAGCAAGUACACGCGCGCGUUGGACGAGUACUACGACAAGCACUUCCCCGAAUUUGUGCCGCUGCGCACCAAAGCCAAGGAGAUCCUACAGGAGGAGGAGGACCUGGCUGAGAUUGUGCAGCUCGUUGGCAAGGCAUCACUUGCCGAGACAGACAAAAUCACCUUGGAAGUUGCCAAGCUGAUCAAGGAUGACUUCCUGCAGCAGAAUGGUUACACUCCCUAUGACAGGUUCUGUCCUUUCUACAAGACGGUGGGCAUCCUGUCCAACAUGAUCUCCUUCUACGACAUGGCGCGGCACGCGGUGGAGACCACCGCGCAGAGCGACAACAAGAUCACCUGGGCCAUGAUCCGCGAGCACAUGGGCGAGAUCCUCUACAAAAUCAGCUCCAUGAAGUUCAAGGACCCUGUGAAGGAGGGUGAGGCCAAGAUUAAAGCAGACUACGCCCAGCUCCUGGAGGACAUGCAGAACGCUUUCCGCAGCCUGGAGGACUAAGCUCUGACCUUUGACCUCUGGCCCUACUGUAGUAUAGUGCAGUGUUGCAGCCCCCCCUCACCACUCCAACUUUUCAUGUGUCUUUCCAUGUUCUGCAAUAUUACAGAACUACAGAACCACAUUCCUACUCUGUUUUUUGUUGUGAUGUGUAUGGUGAUUAUUGAGGUACUUGUAUGACCCUGACUCUUUUCCUUCCUGUAUGUUUUGCUGAGUCUUUGGGGGGACUUGUGACUGCUCAAUCUCCCAAUGAGGGGGUUAAGGGAAAGACUAGUGCACAAAGGAAAAAGCCCCCUACACUGAUCCUUCCAGAGCCCAUGCUGUAGAGGCCAGGAAUUUGGUUUUCAACCUUCUUUAAAAAAACCUGGAACAGCAGUUAGAAUCAUGGGACACAGAGCCAUUCUCUAUUUAUUCCAGACAGACGAGAGGCAUAGCUGUAUUUUGAAUGUGUUCUGCUGUAUUUUGAAUUUGUUCUGCUUAAUUAUCAUGUAUGUCCUCUGUUUCGUACCAACUUGUGACGUGUUUGAAAACCAGACAAUAAAACCAAGAGGUCACUCUUG
Molecule: messenger RNA, 2565 nt
Organism: Anguilla anguilla (European eel)
Lineage: Eukaryota; Metazoa; Chordata; Actinopteri; Anguilliformes; Anguillidae
Product: V-type proton ATPase catalytic subunit A
Exons: 15
Coding region: 152-2008 (618 amino acids)
Biological process (GO): ATP metabolic process; proton transmembrane transport
Cellular component (GO): proton-transporting V-type ATPase, V1 domain; lysosomal membrane
Molecular function (GO): ATP binding; proton-transporting ATPase activity, rotational mechanism; ATP hydrolysis activity
Source: RefSeq, a predicted model, not a curated record